Tetrahymena thermophila SB210 is the source of this 3129-nucleotide messenger RNA. Its product is annotated as vacuolar sorting protein 9, VPS9 domain protein. The transcript is spliced from 3 exons. Lineage: Eukaryota; Ciliophora; Oligohymenophorea; Hymenostomatida; Tetrahymenidae. The record is from RefSeq and is a predicted model, not a curated record.
UAAUAUAAUAAUAUUAAAAUAUUUAUUCAAAGAGCUAAACAAAUAAAGCUUUGUAUAUUAAAGCUAACCUUUUUAAAUAUACUUUAACACUAAUAAGUAAAGGAAAGUAAACAGUUUUCAGUAAUUUAGUCUACUGAAUAUCAUAGUUGUAUCUUAGAGUAAAGAAAGUAUACUUUUUAGCAUUUAGAGGCUAUGGGUUAGGUAACAAGUUCGAGUGAUUUAUAAAUAAAGAAAGAGUAGCUAAAUAAAAAAUUCUAAAUUUUAGAAGAACAAUAACAGCAAUAUUUAAAAAAUAUUUAUGAGGAGCAGAGAAUAUCUUCCUAAAAUCAAAUGAGAUAAAACUGUUCAUAAGAAUACGAAAGAGAAGGUUUUCUUUGCUUUCCUCGCAAGAAGAAAAGUUAGCAAUAAAAUGAUCUCUAAAGAUAAGUAGCAUGGAUUGACUAGCUUAUCAUAGAUCUAAAUUAGGCAUCUUAAUUAUUUUAAGAUAGGGAGUUGCAAUGGGCUAAAGUAAUGGAAAACUCUUUAAAGUAAGUUAUAGCAUCAGAGUCGUCAGUUGUUGAAUUGAAAUUUCAGUAAAGAUGCGAUUAAGAUCACUUAUUUGUCAAAUUAAAAAAUAUUGAGUAGGAGAUUAAGAUGGAUUGGCUUAUUAACUAUAGAAAACCAAGGAAUAUAGCUAGAGAAUAAAUCCAGAAUUAAGAAUCUAUGUUAGUACCAGAAGAAAGAAAGCAAGUUAAGCAAGAGCUUUAAAAAUAAUCUUAAACAGUUAUGAAAACGGAAAAUGUAGAUGCUGUAAAAAGUAGAGACAAGUGGGAUUUAUUCGAAAAAUAAAAGCUCUCAUAAUCUGAGAGCUAAUAUAAUAUUUCAGAAUAGUAAAUGUCUGUUGAGGAUGUUGCUAAAAUUAGAGAUAUAAACUAAAAAAUAAUUAACAAUUUUAUAAAAAAUAACAAUGAAAUAUUUGACGAAGAAAUGGAGCAAGUUUUUGGCAAAAUUGAAUUAAUAAUGUAAAGUUUUUCAGGCUCAAUAAGUAAUCAUCCUUCAACUUUAUUCCAUCAAAAAUCUAACUCAAUAAAAAAACAUUCGAAUGAAAGUGGUCAAUCUUCAUGCUCUAACAGGAAUUCCUUAAAUCAAGCUUAGAAUUAAUCAUAAAUACUCUUAUAAGGUUAAGUCAGCAGCUAAAAACAAUUUAAUAGCUAUUUGCAGCAGUUAAGCAAAGAAUAACAAAAAGAAAUAAUAUUUGGCCAAAUUGAUUUUCAAUAUAAGAUUAUGAAUUCAAUAGCCUUUUAUUAAAAAGUCACUAACUUUUUUACAACUUAGAUUUACUCAAAUAGAAAAAACUGGUUAAAUAAAAUUAUACGGUGCUUUGUUUAGAUUUUUACAGAAUGCUGGUUUAAUCGAAGUAUAUUAUUAGAAAAUAAUAUUGAUGGCUUAUUUACAACUCAUUUAUCAAAAUUAAGUAGUUCUCAUAAAUCCAAUAAAAAUAAAUAGAAAAAGAAGAGUAACUUAGAAAAUUACUAAAAUGGGUUUAUUAUUAAAGAUCCCAAAUCCCAUAGGAAUUAGCUAAAAGGUGAUUAAGUUUCACUACUUCAACAGUUUUACGAAUAAAAAGAAUCACCGAGAGGUGUUUAAAUUGUAAGAAACUCGGAUGACAGUGAAUACUCAGAAGAAGAUAUUGAUAGAUUGUAUUAAGAAUUAAAAAUUUUUAUAACAAUUUUUCGCAAUCUUUUAAAAAACUAUUACAGUAUACCAUUUAUUAUAGAGAAGUUUGAAAAUUCAAAGCUCUUGAUUGAUGAUGUUCUGUGGAAUUAUGUAGUAAACAUAAUAUUUGAUUUUGAGGUAAAUAAAUCUCUUAGCGUAUAUAUAUGCUAGUAUGAAAUAUCAGUUAAAACAUUAACUCAUUAGUUUUAAAGAUAUAAAUAAAAAUUUGAACCACUAAAAAUGAAGGAACCUUAAUUCUAUAAAGUAAAAGACCAAUUUUGUCUUAAUAACUUAACUAUCGCUUACAUAUUCAAACAGUAUCAUAAGAAAUUGAAACUCUAAAAAUAACAAAUUUAGCUGGCAUAAGGAUAAGCAGGUUCAUUAGCUCAAGAAAAUAGUGUUAAAAAAAUAAAUGAUAAAAUAGAAGAGAUUUAAGAAAAAUAAGAAGAGAAUUAACAAAAUGAGCAAGAUCAGAAUUGCCAAGAAGAAAAUUUAAGAUCAUCAAUUAAUUCCUAAACCUCUAAAAAUUAAGAUUUAAAUUCUUAAUCAACUCUAUCUAAUUUAGAUUAUUCAUUAAUGAAAUUAAAAGAAAUUUAAGAGAGAAAAUAAGAAAGAGAAAGGUGUCAAUAAUUUAAAAUUUAACAAGGCCAUGUUCUGCCAAUAUUAUUAGAAGAAUAAGAAAGUAAAUAUUUCUCCUAAGAGUUUGUUUUGUCACACGAAACAGUUUAAGAAGAAGAGUUUUCUGAAGAAACAAAUCCAGAUAACUUGAAAUAGGAAGGAGAAGAGGAAACAAAAUAAAAUUAAGAUUAAAAUUUAUAAUAUUGUUAGAUCAACUAUGAAAGAUCCAUAAGUGCAUCUGAUCAAACUGACUUAAGAGGCGCAAAUAGUAAAAAAAGGCAUCUUUAAUAAGAUGAGAUAGCUGAUUUAAAUACCUUAAAAGUAAAAUAAUUAGAAAAAGAAAUAAUUUUAGAUGAGAUAAAAGAAGAGGUUGAAUAAGAUAUUUAAAAAUAAUAUAUCCCUUUUGAUUUAUGCAUAAACGCUCUUAAAUAGGUUUUGGUUGAAAAGAAGCCUAUUGGCAAAUUGAGAUUAAUAUUGAAGGUAUUUGAUAAUAUAUAGAGAUGCAUUCAUAAAUUUUAUCAUAAAAAUAACUCCAAUGAAAAAGUUUAGAUUGGACCAGAAGAUUUAAUGGAUAUAACAGUUUAUAUUUUAGCUAAAUCCCAAUAGUACUAAAUAAUUCAUGAUAUCAACAUUGUUAGGUCCUUCAUAACUAAAAAUACAGAAUAUAGUGAUAAAGCUGGCUACUACCUUUAAACUUUAGAAGCAGCCUUCUAGUAUAUUAUAGAGACAGAAUUUAAUCGCCUUGAUGAAAAUGGAUAUUCGAGACAAUCUUUUAGCAACUCCUAUAAGUCAUUUUGUGGUCAAGAGUAAAAAUGA